Molecule: messenger RNA, 1512 nt
Organism: Daldinia childiae
Lineage: Eukaryota; Fungi; Ascomycota; Sordariomycetes; Xylariales; Hypoxylaceae
Exons: 4
Coding region: 1-1512 (503 amino acids)
Molecular function (GO): protein binding
Source: RefSeq, a predicted model, not a curated record
AUGCAUAUGCGCUAUCAAGUUCUUUCGACGGAAGCCUUGGUUAACGUCGUUCACAAUUUCGAAAACGCUACAAAUGCUAUUGAGACGAGUACGAAUGAAUUUGAGCGGGAGGCUAAAUUAGCUCAUGACAUUGUGGCUGCGGAACAUAGGAAGACAGUGGAAGAUGCCCUGCCCAACUUGGAAAUAUGUCCGAAGUUACCCACUCGACUUUUCUCUGUCCCUUUCCCACGGAAUUCCAUGUUUCUUGGACACGAUGAUAACCUCUCCUGGAUACUAGAGAAGAUUCAAAACGCAACACAGUCACAGAAUUCCUGCGUUAUCCACGGAAUCGGCGGUGUUGGGAAGACUCAACUAGCUCUCGAAUUCACCUAUAGGUUCCAAGAGAAAUUUCGGUAUAUCUUCUGGCUAUCAGCUGAUGAUGAGGCUAGUCUAUCGGGCACGUUUGGUAGGAUCGCGACUAUGCUAUCUCUCAAGGGUCCGGAUCAAGGCCCUAGCCACCUCACUAUAGAGGUGGCACGUCGCUGGCUCUGCGAGAAUCCACCACCGGCAUAUACAGUGACUGCCGCUUCGGAAGCUCUUGAAAAACACCAGGAUCUAAGUCUAACUACUCUCGAGGCUAAUAUAAUUGCCUAUGGCGCAGGGGUAUUAUGGAAUACCGGGGGUAUCACAAACCGUCGGCGGGCUCACGUAAUGACCUGGAGGGUAUUAGAGCUUCGCGAACAGUAUAUCAAGAAUACUCCAGAUGAUCAACUUGUUGUCGAGGAUCACGUACUCCUUGCCAACGCUUACAACGACUGGGCUGUGCAACUGAUCAACGAAGGGAAAUAUGCAGAGGCAAAACCUUAUAGUGAAAAAUCGCUUGCAAUGAAAGAAAAACUUUUGGAUACCAAGAGUCAUCAGUUUGAGUUCUUCAUCUCUAAAAUAAAAUUAGCGUUCGCCAUUUUAGCAGAGGGGUGUCCGGAAGAGGGGAUAGCUAUGGCGCAGGAUGCGAUCACCCAUAUUGAAAGGGAAAGGGGAGCGGAAGACCCGUACACCAUACAUCACAUGUUCCAAGUGGCCAACGCGUGGGCAAAUGUUGGUAGUUACAAGAAGGCCGCAGCACUACACAAAGCAGUUAUGAAAGCGAGAAUAUCGCUUUUCGGAGAAACAAACCCUGACACACUGAACGUCUACUUCGCAGUUGCAUUAUGCCUAUACAGAAUUGAGGAAUUUUCAGAGGCGCAACAAAAUCUGAGUCAAUGCUUCAAAAACAGUGAGGCGGCUCAAUGGUCAGUCGAAAAUAUCCUCCGAGCAAAGUACCUUCAUGCCUUAAUCAUGCAACAUAUGAAUGAGGAAGCGGAAGGGAAAGCACUAGAAUCCGAGGUCAUUGCCGAGCGCAACGACUUACUAUCGAAAUUUGCCGAAGGGAAAUGGGUCAAGCCGUUACCGUGUCGAAACGAGUUUAUCUACUUCGACUAUCUAGUCAACAUCAAUGCCGGAAGAACUUCUAUUGGGCAGCUGGAAAUCGAUUAA